CACGACUUCACUGUGCUGCCCACCACUAACCAUACUUCAAAUAUUCUCGCCUUUGUUCCUCUUUCACUUUAUCCCAUCCUUUUUUACUGAAUAAUCUAAGAUCUUACAUUCAAAUCACACGUUUUCCAGAAAUCAAUCAAUCUCACAUUUAUUCACAUUCACCAUGGCCCAAGUUCUCACCAUUGCAAGCGGCACCCAGGUGCCAGCCGUGAACUUCCACGCCCAAAAAUAUUCCGUUGAUAAGCUCGAGGCAAACGAGGUCCUCAUCAAGAUGCUCGCAGCCCCAAUCAACCCCCUCGACAUCCUGGUGCUCGCAGGCGUCUACCCUGUUAAGCCAUCCCACACACACCUUGACGAGCCCAUCCUAGGCUACGACGGCGUGGGCGAGGUUCUCAAGAUCGGAAGAAGCGUGACCACCCUCUCGCCCGGUGACCUCGUUGUGCCGAGCAAGUUCGGGACAGGCACUUGGCGCACCCAUGCUGUGCUCGACGCUGCGUCACUCCAGAGGGUUACAUAUCCUACGGACCUGGCUUUCGCAUCCAUCCUCCGCAUUGGGAUCGCCCCUGCAUUCUGCCUCGUGGAAGACAUGAGAGCCUUGAAACCUGGUGACUACAUCAUCCAGAAUGCUGGAACCUCACUCCUGGCUCAGUUUGUCAUCCAGUUCGCACGCCGUCGCGGGGUUAACGUCAUCAACGUUGUCCGCGACCGCGAGGCUUACGAGCUAGAGAAAGUCGAAACGGCUCUCCGCAAGCUUGGGGCUGAAAUUGUCGUUACGGAGAGUGCCCUCGCCGGGGAUGCCCGCGUUAAAAAUAAGCGCAUCAUGCUCGCUCUGGACUCGGUCUUCGGGACCUCCGGACGCGGGCUAGUCAAGGCUCUUGCCGUGGGCGGGACGUACGUGCAGCUGGGAUUCCUGAGUGGGGCGGCAGGGGGUCCCAUCGCGAUUGAUCCCACGGAUCUGUUUGCGCGACAGCUGACGAUGAAGGGGUUCCGUGGGUCUGCGCAGGUGGGGCUGCGUUCUGCUGAGGAGCAGGUUGACUUGUUCAACUGGUUCGUGGAGCUGUUCAACAACGGAGAAUUGCAGCUGCCCGCGCUUGGCUUGCAAAAGGUGAAGUGGUCUGUUGGUAAUGCAGAAGGGAGCAAGGGGGCGCUUCUCGAGGCUGUGGAGCGCGCCAAGAGCGGUGCUCUGGGGCAGAGGAAGCAGAUCAUUCUCUUCGAGUAGGGGUUUGGCGGGUGGUUGCGGGACACAGAGCGCGUGGCAACUGCAACCAAAGCAGGAGUAGUGGGCGAAGCAUGGAGGCUGGGACUCGUCGAUAUUGAGACGGCAAGGGGCGGUGGAUCGUUACACGCCCUCCUGUUUUUAUACUCGAGUAGCCGGUAAAACAGAAUUAUGAGAGUGGUAUUUUUGCUCGUUUAUAGCCGCACCGUCAAUGUGCCGCAAAUGAAUCAACAGCCGCUCCUGGAGUGUUCUCCGUUCUAAAGAUGGAAAUCUAAUUAUCCCACUACUACUCACUACUGGUAUACUUUCGACUGUUUCUACCUCUGACUAUUACAAUUUCAUAC
Messenger RNA from Pseudogymnoascus verrucosus, 1560 nucleotides. RefSeq lists its product as uncharacterized. The record is from RefSeq and is a predicted model, not a curated record. The coding region runs from base 164 to 1219 and encodes 351 amino acids. Gene Ontology annotation, biological process: fatty acid metabolic process. Gene Ontology annotation, molecular function: trans-2-enoyl-CoA reductase (NADPH) activity. The transcript has a single exon. Lineage: Eukaryota; Fungi; Ascomycota; Leotiomycetes; Thelebolales; Thelebolaceae. Gene Ontology annotation, cellular component: mitochondrion.